UCUGACUCGCACCACCGAGAGGAAAUCAUGGUUAUGCUGAAGAUUUCAUCUUUCCUUGCUGUUUAUGCCUUGGUUGUGUGCCAGAUGGACAGCUUCCAGGCAGCUCCAGUCAGACCUGGCUUGGAGUCCAUAACAGAUCGAGUGACGCUCAGUGAUUACGAAGCUCGGAGAUUAUUAAAUGCACUGGUGAAAGAAUUCAUACAGAUGACAGCAGAGGAGCUGGAGCAAGCCUCUGAGGGGAACAGCCUGGAUAGACCUAUUUCCAAACGCUGUGCCAGUCUGAGUACUUGUGUGCUGGGCAAACUGUCUCAAGAAUUGCACAAAUUGCAAACUUACCCUCGUACUGACGUCGGGGCUGGAACUCCUGGCAAGAAAAGAAAUGUGCUGAAUGACCUGGAACAUGAACGCUAUGCAAACUAUGGGGAAACCCUAGGAAACAACUAGGCGUGCUUAUUUCUGCCCUUCCUCCCUCCCCACCCUUCUCCCCCUCCCCAUUUUUUUUUGAAACCUGAUGCAUGUGGAUCUAACUUUGAUUGCUAACUCUGCUAUGUUCUUUUGAUUCUGUUUUUGACAGAGAAUGUUUGAGGUGGACUUAAUGUUAGCAUGACAGAACAUAACACAUACAUCAAGCUAGGGGAAAAAUAAAUAAAAAUAGACAGCGCUGCCUUGAUUUCAAAUGAUUUUCUUAGAUAUUGAUUUAAAAAAAAAACAACAAAUCUAGACAAGGCUCUUCAUUUCUGGCUACUAAAUGUACUAAAAGUAGACUUUUUUUUUUUCUGUGCCUGCCCAUGCACUUGUUCAAUAAACCUAUUUUUCUAUAAGGAUUAGAUCUGUUUGGUUUACUUGUUUUAGAAUGUGAGACUUCUAGGUAAGGCUAGAGAGGUUUUGCACAUUGUAGUUGUGUUCAAGAGAGGCAAUGCAAGAAAUUCUAGAGAAGUUUAAUAAGCUAAGAAAAUGCAAAGGUGUCUUAGAAGUUAUAUAUGUACAUGAGAAUUAUGCAAUAUAUGGACUGAUGUAACCAAGCAUGCAUGCAAACCUGUUAGUAAAUAGCCUGAGAUGCAAAGGAAUCAAAGGCUCAUAUAGAGCUGUACAAACUAGAACUGUAAUCCUGUCUAGAACUGUGUACUGAACACUUACAGGUAAGAAUUUUAUAUUUUCUCCUCCUUUUUUUUCCCUUAUCACUUAAUGAUAAGUCUUCACACUAGUGUAGUUAAAACCUGAGUAUGUUUUAAGUAAAGAGGCUAAAUUUUUUUUUUUCUUAUUGCUAAAUGUUUAGGUAGCUUUGCCUGUAUUUUAAAAGAAACACUUUCUUUAGCUGUUUCUCACAGUAUGUUCCAUACCUUUAUUUUCAGUUCUUCUGUUGCAACACCAUAUUUAUCCUGUAAGCAGAAGCCUGUUCUGAAUCAUGGCAACAGUGUUAUAAACAGUAUUAUUUGUUACCAUUAAUGAACUGUCCUGCAAUGCUUUUCUGAGCAAAAUUGUUCUUCCUUCAGAUGCUUGUCCUUGCUUUAGUAGAAAACUUUCAAACAAGGUCUGUGUGAACAUGUGUGCCAUGAAAUAUUGUCUAGCAAAAAAAAUUACUAGCCAUGGGCUUACCUGAAGGUACUCUGAUGUCAGUGUAGUAUUUGCAUAGCAGUGAGCUGUACUGACCUGGGGCCUAAUGGCAGGAAAGAUGUUCCCAUUGGAUCUGCAGAAGCAGUAUGCUUAUGGGUGGUUCAGCUCCGAAAGCACGUGAGUGGCUGCUGGGCCACUCACAAUUCUUUGGGGAAAGGGGGGAUUGGUUAAAUAUCCCAGAUCUGCACCACAGUAGCAUCUUUGUGCUAGCCAUGGUGCCUUGGAGACAAGAAACAGCUCAGAUGUCCCUGAAAGACUGGUUUGGUCCAAUUGGUCUUCACUUCAAUUGCCCAAGAAGGGCUUGUCUACCUUUCACAAACUGAGCCUGAUACUUAAAAGAAGGAGCUUGUUGGUGGAGCAAAUGAAAUGCCUGCUACACAGCAAGCCUGCCCUUGCUUCUACGGAAAAAGCUUUCUAAGGUAUAACAUCCCUUACUGCCAUCUUGUUGCAAGCAGGGUGGAUACCUUGGAAACUGACUUGGAAACUAACUUUCUUCUCCUUUCAAAAAGCAGUGUAACAGCACAGAAAAGAGCGUGCAACACAGCUACCUGCGUGACCCAUCGUCUGGCAGACUUCCUGAGCAGGUCAGGAGGAGUGGGCAAGAACAACUUUGUCCCAACCAACGUGGGCUCCAAGGCUUUUGGCAGGCGAAGAAGAAACGUUCAAAUAUAAAUAGCUGAAUGGUGACAUGCAUAUGGUAAAUAUAUUGCAAUAAACAGUCUACAGUGUAGAUAACCUGAGUUUGCAGAACUUUAGUGUUGCUGGAUGAGUAACAGGCAGGUAGAAAAAGUACUCCUGGUAAACAGGGUAAGCAAGGGUACAAAAAGCUGUUACAAAUGUUAUUGAAGUUUGUGGAGAAGAGCUUUCAGAGAUGUUCUCCUUAGGUAACUACUUAGAUAACUAACUUCACAGUGCAUUAUCUAAAUGCAACUGUACGGUUGGAACUGCUUAUUUUCUCAGUUUGCUGGCAAUGUUUAAUUAUCAACAUAUGGAUAACUCUCAGUUUGUUUCUUUCAGGUUGAUGUGAAACUGCAGACUCAGCUUUAAUUUCCAAUGAAUGGAACUCUUCUCCACAAAUCAAGACAGCCAAAAAGAAGAUUAAUUUUGCAUCCUAAUAUUGAAAGCAUUUUGUUUAAGACAAAAAUGAGAACACUUCUGUUAUGUAUAGUACAAGGGACUCUAGUUAUUCAAGUUAAAUUAUUGUAUAUUCUUUUUAUAUGCAAGUCUAUUUCAAAUAAAAUGUGACAGCAUCUAUUAUUUAUCUUCUAGCAUAUAUGUGAUCCAUGCUAUUUAUCCUGGCACUGCUGCCAAAACUCGGGGAGUUGUACUGAACUGCUGCCUAGCAAGGCCUGUGUGUAUAACAUGGUGUGCUGUGCCUUGGUGUUAAACACUUAACUAUCCUGAUUGUACAGUAUGUUUAAAAAAAGAAACAAACAAACAGAAAACAACCUCUUAACUAUUGUAUCAUUUGUGAAUUUACGCAAAAUUAAAAAAAAAAGUAUUUUUAGAUACA
Molecule: messenger RNA, 3127 nt
Organism: Meleagris gallopavo (turkey)
Lineage: Eukaryota; Metazoa; Chordata; Aves; Galliformes; Phasianidae
Gene: CALCB
Product: calcitonin related polypeptide beta
Biological process (GO): regulation of cytosolic calcium ion concentration; adenylate cyclase-activating G protein-coupled receptor signaling pathway
Cellular component (GO): extracellular region
Molecular function (GO): calcitonin receptor binding; hormone activity
Source: RefSeq, a predicted model, not a curated record